CCUGUCUUCCAGCCUCAGAGCCAGCGCCAACUGUGCUGCAGAGAUGAAGCUGCCCUGGCCAGGGCUAUGGCUGAAGAGGCUCUGGGUGCUCGUGCAGGUGGCCAUGGAGGUAGCCAUGGGCAAAGUGUUAAUGAUACUGUUUCCAGAGAGAAUCAAGAAGAACAUCCUGGCCAUGGGCGAGAAGACUGGGAUGACCAGGAACCCCCGUUUCAGCCACGACAACUGGAUCCCGACCUUCUUUAGCACCCAGUAUUUCUGGUUUGUCCUGAAGGUCCGUUGGCAGCGGCUGGAGGAGACUGCUGAGCUGGGGAGUCUGGCCCCAGACUGCCCGGUGAUCUGCCUCUCAGGAGAGAAGCGCACCAUCUGGAACUUCAUGCACAGCAACAGGCCACUGGUGCUGAAUUUUGGAAGUUGCACUUGACCUUCAUUUAUGUUCAAAUUUGACCAAUUCAAGAGACUUAUAGAAGACUUUCAUCCCAUGGCAGAUUUUCUCAUCAUUUACAUUGAAGAAGCCCAUGCCUCAGAUGGCUGGGCUUUUAAGAACAAUGUAGACAUCAGACAGCACCGGAACCUCCAGGACCGCAUGCGGGCAGCCCACCUGCUGCUGACCAAGAGUCCUCAGUGCCCUGUGGUGGUGGACACCAUGCAGAACCAGAGCACUCAGCUAUAUGCAGCCCUACCUGAGAGGCUCUAUGUACUCCAAGAAGGCAGGAUCCUUUAUAAGGGUAAACCUGGUCCUUGGAACUACAAUCCUGAGGAAGUUCGUGCUGUUCUGGAAAAGCUCUGCAUUUAAUCUGCACAGAUCCCUCAGCUGUAGGUGACCAGCAGGAGAGCUACUUCCAGCUCAGCUCUCUCCCCAGCAUAGCUGAUGCCAGAUGAACCACUAGUUAAGAUUUUCCUGAUCCUAGCAAACAACUCCCACUAGGGGGUGCAGGUCACAACACCCAAUCAGGACAAACUAUCAUGAUCAGAAGAGGAAGCAACACUUGAGCUGUUCUUGCAAGUGAACUGUGAAAGAACUCAUAACUCCACACCGCUCCCACCGCUGGUCCCAUUCACUGCACAGCGUCACUGAAUAACAAAGCAGUCACAGUCUGCUAGCAGUCACAGUCUGCUGGCAUGCUUCUGAAGUGCUGUUAUCUCUCCAGCCACUCUCACAAGUGGCUCAGUACAACAUCUCUUGUGUAAGGAAAACCAAUCUGAUCAAAUUUGCUACUCCCAGAAUUGACCAUUUGAGAUAAUAAUUGUAGAUCCAAACAGGGGAAGAAUCCCAGUUAAGGAGAGUUGAGGAAUUAUAAGAAGAGGUGGUAGAAUCAGAUGACAGUAACCUUUUCUUUGCCAAAGUAUUUAAAUCAAUUGUUAGUGGAGGGAUGAUGAGUUUCCAUGGUAAUAUAUUUCCAGUUCUUUCAAGAGAAAGAGUAUUCACUUUACCAACUAUACUUACUGAAUAUAUUUCUCUCCCACCAUGAUAACUUAUCAUGAGUCAUUUUGAGGGAUUUUUUACUUUCCAAAAGGAUGAAGACCUUCACUACAGCCAACAACAGGCACUAGAAGAAGCUGUUGUUCAGUUAUGCAGAAGAACAUAUCUGACAUUGUUUCACUGAUUUCUUCACAAGUCUCUUAAUGGUCAUUUGUGUCACAUCAGACUAGUGGAUAACCACUGGUAUUCAUCGGUUCUAAUUCUGCUUCUUUUCAUAUUUGUUCAUGACAGUCACAGUGUAAAGUAUACACAGCUGUGACUUGAUUUGAAAGAAAAUGUUUUAAGAUGCAGCAAACUAAUAUGGAACAAUUAAAAUGUAUCAGGCUAUUGUG
This is a messenger RNA of Octodon degus (degu), 1812 nucleotides long. It is a transcript of the gene Dio1, whose product is annotated as iodothyronine deiodinase 1. Gene Ontology annotation, molecular function: thyroxine 5'-deiodinase activity. NCBI's taxonomy places the organism in Eukaryota, Metazoa, Chordata, Mammalia, Rodentia, Octodontidae. The transcript is spliced from 4 exons. The record is from RefSeq and is a predicted model, not a curated record.